UUGCGUAACACUAUAAAGCAUAAACAGCUGAUAAACCCUAAAAAGAAAAUAAAAGAAAACUACAAUGGCAGACCUUCUUGUAGAUCAACCCCAGGAAAUCACCAUCUCCAAAACCUUCCCAACUAAACCAAAGCUAAAAGCCAAACCGAAAACCCCAUCAAAAACCCCUGAAUCCAAAUACUGGUCUUCCUUCAAAUCCCACCAAAUUUCAAACCUCAUCUCCUCCAUCCCUUCCAUCGAUUUCUCACCUAUAUCCCCACACCACUUUGCCGCCGCCAAUUCCGCCUCCCUCACUCUCUUCUCCUCCCACACACUCUCUCCCGCCUCCACCAUCUCCUCCUCCGAUGUCGUCACCUCCUGCUCCUUCCGAUGCGACGGCUCCCUCAUCGCCGCCUCUGAUCUCUCCGGCCUUAUCCGGGUAUUCGAUGUCAAGACACGAACGCCACUUCGUCGCCUGCGGUCCCACGCCCGCCCUGUUCGUUUUGUCAAGUACCCGUUACUAGAUAAGCUCCAUUUGGUGUCUGGUGGUGAUGAUUCUGUAGUUAAAUACUGGGAUGUUGCUGGACAGAGUGUGGUUUUGGACCUGUAUGGUCACAGGGACUAUGUGAGAUGUGGUGAUUGCUCUCCAACUGAUGGAGAGAUGUUUGUCACUGGGUCUUAUGACCACACUGUGAAGCUGUGGGAUGUGAGAGUUGAUAAUAAAGAAUCAGUUAUUGAAGUGAAUCAUGGAAAUCCUGUUGAGGAUGUGAUUUUUUUGCCUUCAGGCGGAAUGGUUGCUACGGCAGGAGGGAAUAGUGUGAAAAUAUGGGAUUUGAUUGGAGGAGGGAAGAUGGUUUAUUCUAUGGAGAGUCAUAACAAGACUGUUACUUCUAUUUGUGUUGGGAAAGUAGGGAAAGAGAGUGGAGAGGAGGCUUUGCAGUAUAGGAUUUUUAGUGUGGCUUUAGAUGGUUAUAUGAAGGUUUUUGAUUAUGCAAAAAUGAAGGUUACUCAUUCCAUGAGGUUUCCUGCCCCGCUUAUGUCAAUUGGAUUUUCGCCGGAUUGUAUGACUAGGGUUAUUGGGUCUUCCAAUGGGAUUAUAUUUGCCGGGAGGAGGAAGGCAAAGGAGGAUGUGGGAGAGAGUAAAGUAGGGAAUUUUUGGGCGCUGGGCAGUGUAGAGGAACCGCAGAGGCGGGCUUUGAGGCCAACUUAUUUUAGGUAUUUUCAUAGGAGUCAAGGGGAGAAGCCAAAUGAGGGGGAUCAUUUGAUAAUGAGGCAAAAGAAGGUGAAAUUGGCUGAGCAUGAUAAGUUGUUGAAGAAGUUUAGGCAUAAAGAAGCAUUGGUUUCAGUUUUGGGUGGGAAGAAUACAGAGAAUGUGGUGGCUGUGAUGGAGGAAUUAGUGGCGAGGAGGAAGUUAUUGAAAUGUGUUGUGAAUUUGGAUGAUGAGGAGCUUGGGUUGUUGUUGGGCUUCUUGCAUAAGCACUCGACCAUGCCAAGACAUUCUGGUUUAUUGACGGGGUUGACUAGAAAGGUACUCGAGAUGCGGGCUGAAGAUAUUAGAGCUUCUGAUGCUUUGAAAAGUCAUAUUAGAAACCUUAAAAGGUCGGUUGAAGAGGAGAUCAGAAUUCAACAUUCACUACAAGAGAUACAGGGUGUAAUUUCUCCUUUAUUGAGAAUUGCUGGGAGAAGAUAAAACUUGAAAUGGGUUAUAGUUCGUUGUAAGGUAUUCUAGUGUUAUGAAAUGCUGAGGUUGUCAUUAUUAAACCUUGGCUGAGGUUGUCAUUAGUGAAGUUCAGCAAUUUUGUGGCAUUUAUGUUCUUAUUUGGAUUCUUUUCAAAUUUUGAGAUUAGUAUUGUUGUUUUAAUCAGCAGUUAUGUUCUUUCUCUAAUUGUAAUUGUGGUUACACAAGAUGGUGUUUACCCAUUUUUGAAUUGAAAUGUCUUUCCCUUCAAAUUAUCCGCAGAAGAGAUGGGAAAAAAACUGUGUUUCAAUCCUAAUUUAAUAUUAGAAGUGCUUUCACUGUUAGAACUA
Messenger RNA from Populus nigra (black poplar), 2007 nucleotides. RefSeq names its product protein SLOW WALKER 1-like. The coding region runs from base 65 to 1669 and encodes 534 amino acids. The transcript has a single exon. NCBI's taxonomy places the organism in Eukaryota, Viridiplantae, Streptophyta, Magnoliopsida, Malpighiales, Salicaceae. Gene Ontology annotation, cellular component: nucleolus. Gene Ontology annotation, molecular function: protein binding. The record is from RefSeq and is a predicted model, not a curated record. Gene Ontology annotation, biological process: positive regulation of transcription by RNA polymerase I; rRNA processing.